Messenger RNA from Acomys russatus (golden spiny mouse), 1212 nucleotides. It is a transcript of the gene Homer2, whose product is annotated as homer scaffold protein 2. Gene Ontology annotation, cellular component: postsynaptic density; dendrite; plasma membrane. Gene Ontology annotation, molecular function: G protein-coupled glutamate receptor binding. The record is from RefSeq and is a predicted model, not a curated record. The coding region runs from base 160 to 1194 and encodes 344 amino acids. The transcript is spliced from 9 exons. NCBI's taxonomy places the organism in Eukaryota, Metazoa, Chordata, Mammalia, Rodentia, Muridae. Gene Ontology annotation, biological process: regulation of store-operated calcium entry; G protein-coupled glutamate receptor signaling pathway.
ACCAGCAGAGCAGCCGCGCAGCCGGCAGAAUGGAGCGGCGCCGGGGCUGAGCCGGGCGCACUCGGGCCGCCGCAUGUGCCGCGCGGGGAGCAGCUGCCGAGCGGGCGGAGAGCGAACGCCAGGGGCCCCGUCGGAGCGGCCGCAGGAGAAGCGCCGGAGAUGGGAGAGCAGCCCAUCUUCACCACUCGAGCGCACGUCUUCCAGAUUGACCCCAGCACCAAGAAGAACUGGGUGCCUGCCAGCAAGCAAGCCGUCACCGUUUCCUACUUCUACGAUGUCACCAGGAACAGCUAUCGAAUCAUCAGUGUUGAUGGAGCCAAGGUGAUCAUAAACAGUACCAUCACCCCGAAUAUGACUUUCACCAAAACUUCACAGAAGUUCGGGCAGUGGGCUGACAGCAGAGCCAACACGGUGUUUGGUCUGGGCUUCUCCACUGAGCAGCACCUCACGAAGUUUGCAGAGAAGUUCCUGGAGGUAAAAGAGGCCGCCAGGCUCGCCAGAGACGACAAGUCCCAGGAGAAAACCGAGACCUCCAGUAAUCAUUCCCGAGCAUCCAGCGUCAACGGGACGGACGACGAAAAGGCCUCACAUGCGAGUCCAGCCGACACACACCUCAAGUCCGAGAAUGACAAGCUGAAGAUCGCUUUGACGCAGAGCGCUGCCAAUGUGAAGAAGUGGGAGGUCGAGCUGCAGACGCUGCGGGAGAGCAACGCCCGGCUGACCACGGCUCUGCAGGAGUCGGCGGCCAGCGUCGAGCAGUGGAAGAGGCAGUUCUCCAUCUGCCGCGAUGAGAAUGACCGGCUCCGCGGCAAGAUCGAGGAGCUGGAAGAGCAGUGCAGUGAGAUAAACAGGGAAAAAGAGAGCAACACGCAGCUCAAGAGGAGGAUCGAGGAUCUGGAGUCAGAACUCCGAGAAAAGGAGACGGAGUUGAAAGAUCUCCGAAAGCAAAGUGAAAUCAUACCUCAGCUCAUGUCCGAGUGUGAAUAUGUCUCUGAGAAGUUGGAGGCCGCAGAAAGAGACAAUCAGAACUUGGAAGACAAAGUGCGGUCUCUAAAGACAGACAUUGAGGAGAGUAAAUUCCGGCAGCGCCACCUGAAGGGCGAGCUGAAGAGCUUCCUUGAGGUGCUGGACGGAAAGAUCGACGACCUCCAUGACUUCCGCCGAGGACUCUCCAAGUUAGGCUCAGAUAACUAGGGCCAGGCGGGGCCAGUG